Messenger RNA from Xyrichtys novacula (pearly razorfish), 330 nucleotides. NCBI's taxonomy places the organism in Eukaryota, Metazoa, Chordata, Actinopteri, Labriformes, Labridae. The record is from the annotation of a GenBank genome assembly.
AUGAAACAGCGUCAACAAUCCGCUUUGAUUCAUACGAGCGGUCAUGAGUCACUUCCACCGCGGCCUGAAAAAGUAAGAGUGGAGCGGCGUUAUGUCAUCGGAGGCCCGGGUUUGACUGAAUCUCACAUGCAGGAGGACUCCAGAGGACCGUGGGCCGAGCUGGAGUACUCACGAGUGUCGGUGCUUCAAACCUGCUCAGGAACAUUUACUUCAUCCUGCUUUAGAGAUCCAUCAGAAGAUCCACCUCCUGAUCUCUGGACCAUGAGUCAACACGCCGUCCACACGCUGAGCGAGCAGAAAACCCGUUUAAUUUCAUGUGCCUGUAACUGA